Messenger RNA from Saccharomyces paradoxus, 1152 nucleotides. It is a transcript of the gene ERG6, whose product is annotated as sterol 24-C-methyltransferase. Gene Ontology annotation, cellular component: endoplasmic reticulum. Gene Ontology annotation, biological process: ergosterol biosynthetic process. The record is from RefSeq and is a predicted model, not a curated record. Lineage: Eukaryota; Fungi; Ascomycota; Saccharomycetes; Saccharomycetales; Saccharomycetaceae. Bases 1 to 1152 code for a protein of 383 amino acids. The transcript has a single exon. Gene Ontology annotation, molecular function: sterol 24-C-methyltransferase activity.
AUGAGUGAAACAGAAUUGAGAAAAAGACAGGCCCAAUUCACUAGGGAAUUGCACGGUGAUGACAUCGGUAAAAAGACAGGUUUGAGCGCAUUGAUGUCGAAGAACAACUCUGCUCAAAAGGAAGCCGUUCAGAAGUACUUGAGAAAUUGGGACGGUAAGACCGAUCAAGAUGCCGAAGAACGUCGUCUUGAGGAUUAUAAUGAAGCUACACAUUCUUACUACAACGUCGUUACAGAUUUCUAUGAAUAUGGUUGGGGUUCCUCUUUCCAUUUCAGCAGAUUUUAUAAAGGUGAGAGUUUUGCCGCCUCGAUAGCAAGACAUGAACAUUAUCUAGCUUACAAGGCUGGUAUUCAAAAGGAUGAUUUGGUUCUUGAUGUCGGCUGUGGUGUUGGGGGCCCAGCGAGAGAGAUUGCAAGAUUCACCGGCUGUAACGUCAUCGGUUUAAAUAAUAACGACUAUCAAAUUGCCAAGGCCAAAUAUUACGCUAAAAAAUACAAUUUGAGCGACCAAAUGGACUUUGUUAAGGGUGAUUUCAUGCAUAUGGAUUUCGAAGAAAACACUUUUGACAAAGUUUAUGCAAUUGAAGCCACAUGUCACGCUCCAAAAUUAGAAGGUGUAUACAGUGAAAUCUACAAGGUCUUAAAACCGGGUGGUACCUUUGCUGUUUACGAAUGGGUAAUGACUGAUAAAUAUGACGAAAAUAAUCCUGAACAUAGAAAAAUCGCUUACGAAAUUGAACUGGGUGAUGGUAUUCCCAAGAUGUUCCAGGUUGACGUGGCUAGAAAAGCUUUGAAAAACUGUGGUUUCGAAGUCCUCGACAGUGAAGACUUGGCAGACAAUGAUGAUGAAAUCCCUUGGUAUUACCCAUUGACUGGUGAGUGGAAGUACGUUCAAAAUCUAGCUAAUUUGGCCACAUUUUUCAGAACUUCUUACUUAGGUAGACAAUUUACUACAGCAAUGGUUACUGUCAUGGAAAAAUUAGGUCUAGCCCCAGAGGGUUCCAAGGAAGUUACUGCCGCCCUAGAAAAUGCUGCGGUUGGUUUAGUUGCUGGUGGUAAGUCCAAGUUAUUCACUCCUAUGAUGCUUUUCGUCGCUAGAAAACCAGAAAAUGCCGAAACCUCCCCCAACGCUUCCGAAGAAGCAACUCAAUAA